AUGAGCAGCAGCAGCAGUAGUGAGCAGGCAACUGGGAAGAGGGUCAGAGAGGGGCCCCAGACUGCGGGGGGGAGCAAAGCACUGGACGCGCCUCCUCCUUCCUCUAGAGUCAGAGCCUGGAGAAGUAGUCCAGGGGGAGCCAGUGGGCAGCGGAGGACGGAAAUGAAAAUUGCGGAGGAGUCUGCAGCAGCCUGGGGUCUCCGGGACCUCCCCGCGGAGGCCAAAGAGCGGCGCUACUCCAAGGCCCGCCCAAGCUGCGUGGGGACAGAGCAGACCCGGAGUGGACCUAGGAAUUCACCUCCUUUCCUUUCUGGGCUGCCAAGGAAGAAAGGGGGACAAAGCGGCUGCGGCAACAGCAGUAGCGAAAGAGAGCGGGUAAGAAGAGGGUGUCCCGCCGGGGACAAUGGGGCUGCGUCUCCUCCUGCUUGCCUGCUUAGGAUUCAGCUUGUUCCCCUCUCUGCUCUCCGCCCAGACCCCAGCACGUCCACGAGUGUAUGGAUUAGUGCAUUCUCUGUGGAACAGAAUGCUACCAUGGGCCCAAGGACCUUUAUUUUCAGGCGUCUUCCUGACGACUUUGAACUACUUCCAUCUGGAGAAGAGGAUCAAGAAAUCGUUCCUGAAAACCAGCCAGCCUCCAUCAAUAAGACAUAUCCUUUUCGGAAGCAACAGCCACAACAUCUGUCUGAAGAUGCUUCCAGAUAUCUGACUGGCUCCUGGUUGACUCUCUUUGUUCCUUCAGUUUAUACUGUAGUAUUUAUCCUAAGUCUGCCUCUAAAUAUCAUCGCCAUCAUCGUGUUCCUUGUGAAGAUGAAGAUCAAGAAGCCAGCCGUGGUAUACAUGCUACACCUGGCUGCCGCAGAUGUCCUGUUUGCAAGCGUGCUGCCCUUUAAGAUAACGUACUACUUUUCUGGAAGCGAUUGGGCAUUUGGGUCUGGAAUGUGUCGCUUCGUCACUGCGGCUUUCUACUGUAACAUGUACGCUUCGAUCAUGCUGAUGACAGCCAUAAGCGUGGAUCGCUUCCUGGCUGUAGUCUAUCCGAUCCAGUCUCUCUCCUGGCGCACACUGGGCCGCGCUUCGUUCAUCUGUCUGGCCAUCUGGGCCGUCGCCAUCGGGGGUAUCAUCCCUCUUGUCAUCAAAGAACAAACUAAAGAGAUCCCCUGGCUAAAUAUAACCACCUGUCAUGAUGUCUUAAACCAAGAUCUGCUUGAGGGGUAUUUUGUUCAUUACUUCCUAGCCUUCUCUUCGCUUUUCUUUUUUGUACCAUUAAUCAUUUCUACCGUCUGUUACGUGUCCAUCAUCCGGUGUCUUAGCUCUUCUUCAAUUGCCAACCCAAGCAAGAAGACCCGGGCCUUACUUUUGUCUGCAGCUGUGUUCUGUAUUUUUAUCAUUUGCUUUGGACCCACAAAUGUCUUUCUGAUCACCCAUUACUCAUCACUAAUUUAUAGUACCGCAACAGAGAAAAUCUACUUUAUCUAUCUUCUCUGCGUGUGCAUCAGCAGCAUAAGCUGUUGCAUUGACCCCUUGAUUUAUUACUAUGCUUCUUCUGAUUGCCAGAGAUAUCUCCGCAAUCUCUUAUGCUGCAGAGAAAGCUCUGAUCCAAGCAGUUUCAAUAGCAGUGGCCAACUGAUGACCAGGGCUAGUAAAAUGGAUACUUGCUCCACUAACAUGAGUAACAGCAUAUACAAAAAGUUGCUUACUUAGCACGUGUUUGU
Messenger RNA from Gracilinanus agilis (Agile Gracile Mouse Opossum), 1712 nucleotides. It is a transcript of the gene F2R, whose product is annotated as coagulation factor II thrombin receptor. Gene Ontology annotation, biological process: positive regulation of blood coagulation; phospholipase C-activating G protein-coupled receptor signaling pathway; thrombin-activated receptor signaling pathway. Bases 1 to 1701 code for a protein of 566 amino acids. NCBI's taxonomy places the organism in Eukaryota, Metazoa, Chordata, Mammalia, Didelphimorphia, Didelphidae. The record is from RefSeq and is a predicted model, not a curated record. The transcript is spliced from 5 exons. Gene Ontology annotation, molecular function: thrombin-activated receptor activity. Gene Ontology annotation, cellular component: membrane.